This is a messenger RNA of Piliocolobus tephrosceles (Ugandan red Colobus), 1905 nucleotides long. It is a transcript of the gene RNF207, whose product is annotated as ring finger protein 207. Gene Ontology annotation, cellular component: perinuclear region of cytoplasm. Bases 1 to 1905 code for a protein of 634 amino acids. NCBI's taxonomy places the organism in Eukaryota, Metazoa, Chordata, Mammalia, Primates, Cercopithecidae. Gene Ontology annotation, biological process: regulation of cardiac muscle contraction; regulation of heart looping. The transcript has 17 exons. Gene Ontology annotation, molecular function: zinc ion binding; transmembrane transporter binding; Hsp70 protein binding. The record is from RefSeq and is a predicted model, not a curated record.
AUGUCGGGAGCUAUCUUCGGGCCCCUGGAGGGCCCGAGCUCCCUGGACGCCCCGAGCGUCCACCCGCUGGUGUGCCCGCUGUGCCACGUGCAGUACGAGCGCCCGUGUCUUCUGGACUGCUUCCACGACUUCUGCGCCGGCUGUCUGCGUGGCCGCACGACUGAAGGCCGCCUCACCUGCCCGUUGUGCCAACACCAGACGGUGGUGAAGGGUCCUAGCGGGCUCCCACCGGUGGACCGGCUGCUGCAGUUCCUGGUGGACAGCUCGGGGGAUGGCGUGGAGGCGGUGCGCUGUGCCAACUGUGACCUGGAGUGCAGCGAGCAGGACGUGGAGACCACGUACUUCUGCAACACGUGCGGACAGCCCCUGUGCGCGCGCUGCCGCGAUGAGACGCACCGAGCACGCAUGUUCGCGCGCCACGACAUCGUGGCCCUGGGUCAGCGAAGCCGCGACGUGCCCCAGAAGUGCACGCUGCACGCAGAGCCCUACCUCCUGUUCUCCACCGACAAGAAGUUGCUGUUGUGCAUCCGUUGCUUCCGCGACAUGCAGGGGGAGAGCCGGGCGCACUGCGUGGACCUGGAAUCGGCUUACGUGCAGGGCUGCGAGCGGCUGGAGCAGGCGGUGCUGGCCGUGAAGGCCCUGCAGACGGCCACGCGGGAGGCCAUCGCGCUGCUGCAGGCCAUGGUGGAGGAGGUGCGGCACAGCGCUGCAGAGGAGGAGAACGCUAUCCACGCCCUCUUCGGCAGCAUGCAGGAGAGGUUGGCAGAAAGGAAAGCAGUGCUGCUGCAGGCUGUGCAGAGCCAAUACGAAGAGAAGGACAAGGCCUUCAAGGAGCAGCUCUCUCACUUGGCCACCUUGCUGCCCACCCUGCAGGUCCACCUGGUCAUCUGUUCCUCCUUCCUCAGCUUGGCCAACAAGGCUGAGUUCCUGGACCUGGGCUAUGAGCUGAUGGAGAGGCUGCAGGGCAUCGUCACACGGCCGUACCGCCUAAGGCCUGUGCGGAGCAGCAAGAUUGCCAGUGACCACCGAGCUGAGUUCGCGCGCUGCCUGGAGCCGCUGCUGCUGCUGGGGACACGUCGGGUGGCAGCUGCUGCAAGUGGUGCUAACACGCUGGCAGGGGGCUUAGGCCCCAAGGUGCUGACGGGGCCCCACUGCCCCUCCCCGGUAGGAACGAUGUCCGGGUCACCCGUCCAAAAGCCUACGCUGCACCGGUCCACCAGCACCAAGGUGCUGCUGGCAGAGGGCAAGAACACGCCCUUCACAGAGCACUGCCGCCACUAUGAGGACUCCUACAGGCACCUGCAGGCGGAGAUGCAGAGCCUAAAGGACCAGGUACAGGAGCUGCACCGAGACCUCACCAAGCACCACUCGCUCAUCAAGGCGGAGAUCAUGGGAGACGUCCUGAGCAAGUCCCUGCAACUGGACGUGCAGAUCGCCUCGGAGCACACCUCCUUAGAGCGCAUGAGGGUCGUCUUCCAGGAGAUUUGGGAGGAAUCCUAUCAGCAAGUGGCUAAUGAGCAGGAGAUUUAUGAAGCCCAGCUCCAUGACCUUCUCCAGCUGAGGCAGGAGAAUGCCUACCUGACCACCAUCACCAAGCAGAUCACGCCCUACAUCCGCUCCAUUGCCAAGGUGAAGGAGCGGCUGGAGCCCAGGUUUCAGGCACCCGUGGAUGAGCAGUCAGAGAGUCUACAAAACACGCAUGACGACAGCAGGAACAGUGUGGCCUCAGCCAGGAAUAACCCAGGAAGUGUCCCGGAAAAGAGAGAGAAGACGUCAGAGCCUAAAGGAAACAGCUGGGCUCCGAACAGCCUCUCGGAAGAGCCUCUACUCAAAAAUAAGGAUCAUCACAGAUCCAAACAGAAAAACAGGGGUGACAUCCCCACAUGGAGGGAACACCUGACUUAG